Messenger RNA from Centropristis striata (black sea bass), 2024 nucleotides. RefSeq names its product solute carrier family 25 member 15b (gene slc25a15b). Gene Ontology annotation, biological process: mitochondrial L-ornithine transmembrane transport. Lineage: Eukaryota; Metazoa; Chordata; Actinopteri; Perciformes; Serranidae. The record is from RefSeq and is a predicted model, not a curated record. Bases 380 to 1288 code for a protein of 302 amino acids. The transcript is spliced from 7 exons. Gene Ontology annotation, molecular function: L-ornithine transmembrane transporter activity.
UGACCCCGGGCAUCAUUAAAGCAACCUCCAGCUUCUCCUCCUCCUCCUGCUCCUCCUCCCUGAUGGCCGACCCAUUCAUCGGUCACAUCAUCGACUGACCCACGGCGGAGGAGGUGUUGCAAGUGAGAUGACACCCAGAUAAAUUGGAUAUUUUAGCCGGUGGCCUCAGUCAACAUGCGGUCACGAUGUUAGCUUGGAUCAGCAGCAGCAGCAGCAGCUCAGUCGGUGACCGUUUAAAACCGUUAGACGUGUUAACGGACGCCAACGGUUACCUCUCCGACACCAGCAGCGACCGUUUGAUGCUCCGAGUUCAACUUGUCACUUUCUUUUAAGGUAGCUGAGAGAAAGAGAAACCGCUUCUGGCGACAGCUUGGACACCAUGUCCCCACACCCGGUGGUCCAGGCCAUCAUUGACCUCUCUGCAGGAGCCAUAGGGGGAGCUGCAUGUGUGUUCAGUGGGCAGCCUCUAGACACAGCAAAGGUCAAGAUGCAGACCUUUCCUACAAUGUAUCGUGGUUUCAUCCACUGCGUCACGUCCACCUACAAACAAGUGGGUCUGCGAGGUCUUUACCAGGGAACAACACCAGCACUGAUGGCCAACAUCGCAGAGAACUCUGUGCUCUUCAUGAGCUACGGCUUCUGCCAGCAGGUCAUCCGCUUCACAGCUGGACUGCACAGUGAGGCUGUGCUGAGUGACAUGCAGAAAGCUUGUGCUGGCUCAGUAGCAUCCAUCUUCUCCUCGCUGGUCCUCUGCCCCACCGAGCUCGUCAAGUGUCGCCUGCAAGCCAUGUAUGAGAUGGAAGCAUCGGGCAAGAUAGCCAGGAGCCAGAAUACAGUGUGGUCGGUGGUGAAGUCCAUCAUGAGGAACGAGGGACCGCAGGGCUUCUUCCAGGGCCUGACCACCACCAUCGCCAGAGAAGUCCCCGGUUACUUCUGCUUCUUCGGGGCCUAUGAGCUCAGCCGCAGCACCUUUGCUGAACACAUGAAAUGUGAUAAAGACGACAUAGGUGUGGCUCCGAUCGUGUUCAGCGGUGGUUUCGGGGGGGCGUGUCUGUGGCUGGUGGUCUAUCCCAUGGACUGUGUCAAGUCUCGGAUCCAGGUCAUGUCCAUGACGGGCAAACAGGCCGGGUUUUUCAAAACCUUCACGACCAUCGCUCGUACUGAAGGUGUGAGGGCUCUUUACUCUGGUCUUACCCCCACCAUGGUCCGCACCUUCCCUGCUAACGGAGCACUUUUCCUGGGUUACGAGGUCAGCCGGAAGCUCAUGAUGAAGCAAUUUGACAGCUAAGAUAUGCACAACACAAACGAAGGAGCGAUGAACUGGAAGUGCUGUAUUGGAGCCUUACAACCUCAACAAGACUCCAGUUGAAGCAGUGAAGCUUAUUAUAUGUGGGACCUGGUUUUUGCCGUGUCCCACUUUUGGUGACCUUAACUAAAAACUACCAUCAUAACACCACUGACAUAGUGUUUACAUACUUUAAAUUCUUAUAUUAAUUUAUUUUUUAGAUUUACAUAUAGUUUGUUUUAAACACUCCAGAUAUACUACUGCCAACAUGCCUAUGAGAAAAAUAAACGUGCAACACAGAAUUGACCAACCAUAAACCAGCCUCUUUAUGAGGAAUUUAAAACUCCAGUUAAUACAUUUUUCUACCUCAACAAAGUCAUAUCCGCACAGAAACAUGAUUCUCUGCCAGUCAUUCCAAAUCAUCCUUUUCUUAAUACUCCGAUUGGUUGUGAAGUUUUCUUAUAUGCACAAAAUCUCAAAACCUUACUUUCGCUAAUUGCAUGAAGAUUUUAUUUAGAAAUGUGAAGUGGCUUAUGGCAAUUCAUUUAAAGUUGCCUGAAAUGUGUUUUGCUUUCAAUUAUGGAAUCAUUGUCAGCUAAGUUUGUAUCGCAGUUUCAGUUUUGGAUUACAUCUCAGUUUCUUUCAGGAAAGUGACAAAAAGUAUAAGCUUUACUUUUCAAACAGUGUUGACUAGUAUUAACGGUCUCAUCAGCCUCGCUAUGAACAUUAAAGGAACACU